Messenger RNA from Dermacentor albipictus, 3472 nucleotides. Its product is annotated as RNA-binding protein Ro60. Lineage: Eukaryota; Metazoa; Arthropoda; Arachnida; Ixodida; Ixodidae. Gene Ontology annotation, molecular function: RNA binding. Gene Ontology annotation, cellular component: ribonucleoprotein complex. The record is from RefSeq and is a predicted model, not a curated record.
GAAAUUUAAAGGCCGUCCCUUUUGUCAGCUGUGUGGCUGACCUACGCUGGCUGGUUCCCCUAACACUUGUUGCUGCCUGAGCGCCGUCCCGACGCCUAACAUCAAGGUCUCCCUGCAAUGGACACCAAGGACCUCAGUGACAGCCUGAUUCGGCUGCGGCGCUUCCUUCGCACGGGCCUUGAAGGCAGCCGCUACCAGGCUGGCGGAGUGGGCGGAGCUGGCACCAAGUUUUCAAGCGAGUCCGCACCGACAAUUCACUCAAUGGUUGAGGGACCGUACGCCUACAUGGUGAUGGAGGAGCUGCUCCACGUUAUGAAGUCUAAUCAGAAGUCUCAGUGGCAGGCAGCAUGCCCGGAGGCCAUAGCCUAUUCACUGGCAGUCUGCGCAGCCUCGGACCACCGGCCAACCAAGACAGCUGCUUACCUGGCUUUCAGGGAGAUUUGCAAGUGCCCUUCGCAGCUUUUUGCGGUCACCCGCUACCUGGAGCAGGUGAGCGAGGGAACGGGCUGGGGCCGUGCCCACCGCCGAGCUGUGGCCCACUGGUACUCGGCUGGAGAGUACAGCAAUGCCCGGCAGCUGGCGGCACAGGCAACACGUGUAGUGCGGCGUCACCGAUGGACGCAUGCCGAUCUGCUGCGGCUUGCACAUGUUAGACCACCCCAACACAAGCCAGGUGUCGCCGUGUUGCUCCGCUACUUGACGCAUGGCCUUCCAGCGGCCACCAAGCUGGUGGAAGAGAAGGAAGCCGAAGGAGGCAGCGUGGCAGAAGAGGCUCGGGAUGUCCUGGCCUACCUGCAGGCAGUGCACGAGGUGCGGCACACCAAAGAUGAACAGGUGGCUGCCCGCCUCAUGGAGGAACACCAGCUCACCCUAGAGCAUGUGCCCUCACACCUGCUGCGCUCCAAGGAGGUGUGGCUGUACCUGGUGCGCCGUCUGCCCCUGCAUAAAUUGGUGGCGCACGUGCCGCAGCUGUCAAGGGCGGGACUGCUGGCACGAGGUCCCCUAGUGGGGGCACUACGAGAGCGUCUGCAGUCAGCCUGUAGUGAGGACUGCCCACCGGUGGGGCCUCUGGAGACAUAUGUCCUCAAGCGCAGCCUGGAGGCUGGACGCCCCAAGCACCACAACCACCACCACCGGUCAUCUUCGUCGCACCAGCUGGAUGAUGUUGUUGCUGCCCUUCAUGAGCACUCAUUCAGGGCAGUACCCCCAAAUGGCAUGCGCUACCUGGUGGCUGUGGAUGUCCGCGGCCCCAUGACCCAUGCGCGCACCCGUGGUCUUGAUGGGCUUACGCCCGCCGAGGUGUCGGCACUGCUUCUGCAAGCACUGGUACGCUCAAGGGACGCGGUCACUGCAGUGGCCUUCUCCGCAAGGGGCCUGGCACCACUUGACCUGGACGCUCAGAUGAGCCUGGCCGACAUCAGCCGACGCCUGCGCGAGACGCCGAUGGGCCCAGUGGAUGUGUCACUUCCGCUGCAGUGGGCCCGUGAGCAAAAGCGUGUCUUUGACCUGGUGCUGGUGUGUACCGACAACCAGACUCAAAGUUGGUCCGUCCAUCCCGCUCAGGCCCUGAAGGAGUACCAGGAGAGCUGCAAAAUAAAUGGUCUCAGGUUCGCGGUGUGUGCCAUGUGCAGCCAGGGCUUCUCGCUGGCACCUCCUGACGAGCUGAAUAUGCUGGACAUCGCAGGCUGCGACAGCCGCACCAUUCACCUGAUAAAGGAUUUUGCUACAGGCCUCUUCUGAGCUGCCAUCCAUUUCUUUCCUGUUUCAUCAUAGCUUUGAGCUCAUCUCCCGGUGAGAGUCUGGCACUGAGUGGAGUAGAUAUUUAAGUAAUUUUAUCUCUUAAAUCUUUUGCUGUCUUUUACUUGUCAUUUAUGUUUCGAUUGCCUACAUGCAGUAGGGGAGUAUUAGCCCCUUAACUUGACAUCAGCUUAUCAUGAGUUAUCAUCACUAUAUGCCUUAUGACAAGCCUUCCUCAAAAUGUACAUGGUGGUAGAUGUUCUACAUUCAUGGAUUUUGUUGAAAAAGGUUUCCCACACUAUUUGCAGACCUAAUAUUGUGUUUUAACCAUGUUAUCAAAGCAUUUCAUGCCAGAAAGUGAGCCGUUAUGGUAGAAAAAAAAGCACCCUUAACCCUUUCGCUGUCGGACCUUUCUGGCCGUGACGCACCCCCAGUGUGGGCUUGCUUUCAGGGAACGAGUAUAACAGGGAAUGAACAUAGCAAUUCAUUUUUGAUUAUAAUUGGUAUACAAAUAACAUAGCCUAUGCAAUAUGCACAUUUCCGUGUUCUGCAGCUGUUGUUAGUAAUCAUCAUCAUCAUCAUCAUCAUCAUCAUCAUCAGCCUGACUAUAACAUCCGUUCAACAUCCGAAUCUGACGAUGCGGAAUUCACCUCUUCCUCGCAUGAGACUCUGUCCAAAUCUGAAUCCGAGCUUGGCUCGUAUUCUGAAUCAGAAGAGCCACCGUUCCAAUGAGCAGACGAAGGUCCCGUGCGCUCAGCCAUCCGAAAGUAACCGCGCACAGGAAGGAUGUGAUUUCAGUCACCCGCACAAUGGAGGGAAAUGGGACGUUGUGUGAACAAGAAGACAGAGGGAGAUGGAAAAAGGCUCAAACAAAGUUCGAAGGGCUUUACAUUUACUGCUGCAAGUCGGAAGCGAGAGUGCGGCGAGAGAGCGAAAGCAGCAAUCGAGUCACUCUUUUUGGAGAGGCAACGGCGCGUGCCUCUGAACUUGACGCGCCGUAGCAAACACACCAACAGAAGAAAAAUAAAGACUUUCAAACCAGCGGAGAUGGCAGAACAACCCUCGAACCCAUAACCCAACGCAUGAUCCAGCGAACACGAAGCCACCGCACCACUCAGCAAAGGGAGAGGGGCCAGUGGCGGUCGCACCGUACUCUUCAAUACAUGUACACACAGUGCGGGGCGAAAAUUUGAACUUGUAGAAAGAUUUAACAGAUGGCAAGGCCAGUCCAGGAGCGCCAGCUUUGCGCUCAGGCACGAAAUUUUGAACGCACGAUAGAGAACGUACUGGUACAUCAGUGACACUGUGGGGGGGAAGCGCAAAGACGUACCUGUACGUCCGUGACAGCAAAAGGGUUAAAGGGGGUAAAGGGAACCCAAACAAAUACUGGACAGACUCUCGGUGAAUUGCGUAUUCUUCGGUGGCUUCCCUGCAGUAACGAUAUAGUCAUGGAGGCAAACCUUAAUUAAGGCAUGCAGACCUGUUAGGCAAAAAAAAAUGAAAUGAAAAGAAUGUCACGCCAGUCACAGCUUUAUAGAAACCCAGGUGGUCAAAAUUAAUCCGGCUCCCUACACUACUGCAUCUCUCAGCCCAUGUGUUGCUUUGGCAUGUUAACCAUUGAGGGUCGAUUUUUUCGUCAUAUACGACCACCGUGGGUCGAUUUCUUUUAUUACAGAUUACAAUUCUUUUUAAGGACUUAUUUCAAAAAAAAUUUACCAUAAUUUUUCUAGGGUGA